Molecule: messenger RNA, 1712 nt
Organism: Antechinus flavipes (yellow-footed antechinus)
Lineage: Eukaryota; Metazoa; Chordata; Mammalia; Dasyuromorphia; Dasyuridae
Gene: GHSR
Product: growth hormone secretagogue receptor
Exons: 2
Coding region: 90-1178 (362 amino acids)
Biological process (GO): hormone-mediated signaling pathway; G protein-coupled receptor signaling pathway
Cellular component (GO): plasma membrane
Molecular function (GO): growth hormone secretagogue receptor activity
Source: RefSeq, a predicted model, not a curated record
UAGUGCGGAGCAUCUCCAGCCCGGCCCCCGAGCAUCUCCAGCCCGGCCCCGCGGGUAUCUCUGGGAAGAACUGUCCAGCAGGCAGCGGGAUGUGGAACGAGACGCCGAGCCAGGCGAGCGAGUCCAACUUGAGCCUGGACUACCCCGACGAAGCUCUCAACGGCUCCCGGGCGGACCAGCUGCCCCCCUUCCCCGGAGCCCUGCUCACCGGGGUCACGGUCACCUGCGUGGCCCUCUUUUUCAUCGGCAUAUCGGGCAACCUCAUGACCAUGCUGGUGGUGUCCCGGUUCCGGGACAUGCGGACCACCACCAAUCUCUACCUGUCUAGCAUGGCGCUGUCCGACCUGCUGAUCUUCCUCUGCAUGCCCCUGGACCUGUUCCGCCUGUGGCAGUACCGGCCCUGGAACUUGGGCGACUUUCUCUGCAAACUCUUCCAGUUCAUCAGCGAGAGCUGCACCUACUCCACCAUCCUCAACAUCACGGCGCUCAGCAUCGAGAGGUAUUUCGCCAUCUGCUUCCCCCUCAGGGCCAAGGUGGUGAUCACCAAGGGCAAGGUGAAGCUGAUCAUCCUGGUCAUCUGGGCCGUGGCCUUCUUCAGCGCCGGCCCCAUCUUCGUCCUGGUGGGAGUGGAGCACGAGAACGGGACCGACCCCCUGGACACCAACGAGUGCCGGCCCACGGAGUUCGCCAUCCGCUCGGGGAUGCUCACCAUCAUGGUCUGGAUCUCCAGCAUCUUCUUCUUUCUGCCCGUCUUCUGCCUGACUGUGCUUUACAGCCUCAUUGGAAGAAAACUGUGGAGGAGGAAGAGAGAGGACGUGGGACUGAGCGCUUCUAUCCGGGAUAACAACCACAAACAAACUGUCAAAAUGUUAGCCAUGGUGGUGUUCGCUUUUGUCCUCUGUUGGCUGCCAUUUCAUGUGGGACGCUACUUAUUCUCCAAAUCCUUCGAACCUGGCUCUGUGGAGAUUGCGAUGAUUAGCCAGUAUUGCAACCUGUUCUCCUUUGUCCUCUUCUAUCUUAGCGCAGCCAUCAACCCCAUCCUUUACAACAUCAUGUCCAAGAAAUACCGCGUGGCUGUCUUUAGGCUCUGGGGGCUUGGCCAAUUCUCCCAGAGGAAGUUGUCUACUAUAAAAGAUGACAGUUCUCGGGCGUGGACAGAAUUGAGUAUCAAUACAUGAUCAAAAUAAAUUCAUGAGCAAAACAAUCACAAGUCUCAUAUGAAAGCCAUAAUGCAGUAGAUCUUGGUGAGAUGUUCAAGGAUAGGUUUGGAAAUAAGUAGGGAACUACCCUGGAGGAGUUGUCCUUUUGCCAUCUAGGAUUCACGGGGAUGGGGAAAAGAAUAGGGCAAAAAAUAAGGAUUUUGUUGCAUGGAAAAUUUGGCUUGAUUGAAUCACUUAUCAGGGUUCUUGUUUAACAUUUAUGUUGUAUUCACUACCUGUGAUUUUCUAUUCACACAUUGUUGUGGAACCAGAGAAAGGAGAAGGGAUCCUUGGAAUGGAUUGGAUCAAAGAAAAGCUUUCACAUUAUUUUGUUUUGGGUUGCUGAAUGUGAAAUUAGAUGUGCUUAUUUUUACAAUGAUGAAGCAUAUUUAGUGCAAAGAAACAUUACUGAUAAAUAUAAAUAUGGAAGAUAUUCAAAAACAAUCAUCUCUAUGUAGUCCUGAAUAUAUGGAAAAUAAAAAUUUUACUUUGGCUAAAAUGCCUUAUAAUCAA